Doryrhamphus excisus (bluestripe pipefish) is the source of this 2434-nucleotide messenger RNA. It is a transcript of the gene cldn15a, whose product is annotated as claudin 15a. The record is from RefSeq and is a predicted model, not a curated record. Gene Ontology annotation, cellular component: membrane; bicellular tight junction. Gene Ontology annotation, molecular function: structural molecule activity. NCBI's taxonomy places the organism in Eukaryota, Metazoa, Chordata, Actinopteri, Syngnathiformes, Syngnathidae.
CAAAUUGUUAAUUAAGCUAGGCCCUGUUACGCCCGUCAGGCCUACGUUAUUUCCAAUAGUGAGGUUAAGAUCUCAUUCACUGCUGUGCUAGUAUUAUUGACGUCACUCACUUUUAUAUUUGUCCUAAAUCUGGAGCCAGGAGAAAGACAAUAGCCAGUGACAUCAACAAGAUUAGCAUAACGAUGUGGCCAUCCGAUAUAUGCGAGGGAAAUUUAAUGGAAAUGCAUUGGAACGGGACUGGAGAUUUUGUCCGAAAUAGGCGAAAUCCGUUAUAAAACAUCUGAUAUAUGCAAUGAAUUUUUAUUGGAAAUGCAUUACAGAAAAAUCAGUUCUUUUUUAUCUGUCCGUUGUGAGCGAAUUUCCGAUAUAUCCGAGUCCGAUAUAUCCGAGGUUUACUGUACUAUCUUUGUAGUUUUUAAUUUGUAGGCAGACAUUGUCAUUUGAAUCAGCCCAUGUUUUCUUCUAUUCAUCCAGAAUCCCUUCUUACUUUUAGAAGUGCAUAUUAAAAAAAAUAAUUUCUGGAUUUUUUUUUUGGUUUUCUAUCCUUUGCAAGAAAUCAAAUGAAUAGUAAUAAUAGGACACAUAAAGUGAUGCUAAGCCAACAAUGGGGUAGUAAAAACAAGCCAUAAAAGCAAAUGUUUAUGAUGGGGGCAGGAUCCACUUUUCAUAAGUUUAAGUUGCACCAGUCAAAGCGCCAUCAUGUCAAAUUAGUCACACUUUUUGAAAUUGACGGAUAUACAGGAGUUAAUGCACCUAAUAGUUGCUUUUGUAGUCUGAAUGAAGGCUAUAAAUGUAGAAAGGUGAAAUCAUUCAUUCUCGUCGGGUGGCAUGUGGACAAUUCCACAGCCUCACUCUUGACCUUUAUCUGUAAAAAAGCCUCCAGUGUGAGCUUGUGUGCUUUUAUCUAAAUGGUGUCAGCUUAGCAGACUAUCUGUGUGAGAGAGUCGGCUAUCGGGAAGCUAAUUCAUCAAGACACAUAAACACACACACACACCAUGUUGGGCAACCUCACACAUUUUUGUUAUUGGAUUUCCACUUCCUGAAUUAAGCAUAUUGCACACAUACACUUUUGUCAUAUAUCUUAAUAAUUAACCUCCGCUUUUUGUCAUUAAAUGUUAUUUGUUCCGUUAUGCGGUACAUGAAUGAAGUAGUACAUAAGUAUGUUUGUUUGCAAAACUCCUAUAUGGCGUGGGAGUCGGUGUACAUAAUGAAUGAGUACAAACAAAACAAAGCAAAAACAUACGAAAAUAAAAUGAUUCAAAGAAAAAAACAAAAUAAAAAAAUGGCACAAAGUAAAAAAAAAAAGUGUGCAUGGCAACAAUGACCAUUGGACUCUGCGUGAUAAACACCUGUUCCGUUUCAUGGGCGUAAAAAAUAGAAGCAGAUAUGCGCUUUGUAUGGGGCGGAGUGGGCGGAGAGAGAACCGACUAUAAAUCAACGUGUUAUCACACCACUCGUAAUGCUUAGCAAACCUUUUUGACACGACGCGCACCUACAUCACAUCCGAUGCUUUGAUUAGCGCUGCGGCGUGGAUUCAUACGCUUCCUGACGACUUAACGGGACCCGAGGAGGGGGAGGAGGGGGUGGCGCGCCGUCAUGGAUCCCAUUGUGGAAGUAGUCGCCUUGGUGCUGGGCUUCCUCGGCUGGGUGAUGGUGGGGGUCGCUUUGCCAAACCGUUACUGGAAGACGUCCACCGUGGACGGGAACGUCAUCACCACAUCCACCAUCUAUGAAAACCUGUGGAUGUCCUGCGCCACCGAUUCCACCGGCGUUCACAAUUGUCGGGAAUUCCCGUCUCUGCUGGCUUUGAAUGGCUACAUCCAGGCAUCACGGGCCUUGAUGAUCACAUCUGUUGUGUUGGGUACCUUCGGCUUGGUGGCGGCCCUUAUCGGCUUACAGUGCUCCAAAGCUGGAGGGGACAACUACGUCCUCAAAGGGAGGAUAGCCGGCACCGCUGGAGUCCUUUUCAUACUUCAAGGUUUGUGCACAAUGGUGGCCGUGUCCUGGUACGCCUUCAACAUCACGCAAGAAUUCUUUGACCCGUUCUACCCCGGAACCAGGUACGAAAUAGGGGAGGGGCUUUACAUUGGAUGGUGCUCGGCCGUGCUCGCCAUCGCUGGGGGGGCGUGUCUGACGUGCUCCUGCAGGAUGGCGUCGCAGGAAAAGUACCCUUUGCCUCAUCAAACAAGAGGAACCGUUUAUUCCGGACCAGCCCGCACCAGAAGUGUGGUUGCCAGCACUUAUGGUCGAAAUGCAUACGUUUGAAUAACAUCCAGUAAAAGAAUAUUUUUUAUUUUGUACAUAGUCAAAUAUUCACAUGAAAUCUAUGAAUCUCCAUGUACAGUAAAUGUGUGUAUUUGUAUAGGUAUUUUUUUUUUACAAUGUGCACAGUAAAUGUGUAUUUUGGGUCAUUUUAAUAUGAACAUUUGAGUAA